AUGCGAGAUCUCCCAAAAGUUGUAAAUAGCCGUUUAGUGAGGUGGGCUCUCCAGUUGAAUCAAUACAACUAUGACAUAGAGUACAGAAAAGGAGAAGAUAAUGUGUGUGCUGAUGUUCUAUCAAGACUUCCAAUUGAAGAAGAUCAACCUGAGGAGGCUCACAUUGGUUUUUUGAAUGUUGAUAAGGUUAACUCUAUCAUGUCUUAUGACCUCUUGAAACAAAAUUCGUUUACAGAUAAAGCAAUUAAAAUGGCAAAAAACUUUGUAUUGAGAAAUACAUGGCCCCCUGUUGUUCCUGAAAUGUUGAAGUCAUACAAACAGAGGAAAGAUGAAUUGAGUGUUGAAGAUGACAUAUUAUUGUGGUUUGGAAGAAUUGUAGUUCCAGAAUGCAUGAGAACUGAUGUUCUGAAGAUAUUGCACACAGGACAUCCUGGUAUUGUAUCAAUGAGGUCUGUAGCACGACACUAUGUAUGGUGGCCCAACAUGGAUACAGAUAUCGAAGUUUAUAUCAAGAGGUGCACAUCUUGUCAAGAGAAUCGAGAUAAUGUGGAAGAAGUAACAUUAUAUCCUUGGAAUGUACCUGAUAGAGUUUGGGAAAGGGUACACAUUGAUCUGGCAGGGCCAGUCAACGGAUCUAUGUGGUUGGUAGGUAUUGAUGCUUUGUCAAAGUGGGCAGAAGUGGACUGUCUCAAAACAACAAACUCUUCAACAAUCAUUCAACGAUUGAGAUCUUGGUUUAGUCGAUAUGGAAUACCAAGUGAAAUUGUGACAGACAAUAGACCUCAAAUUGUAUCAAAGGAAAUGGAAAAAUUGUUUGAGAAAAAUUUUAUCAACCACAUAAAAACAACUCCUUACCAUCCUAAAAGUAAUGGACUUGUGGAAAGAAUAAUUCGUACUUUGAAAAGACGGUUCUACACAACAAAGCAGGAUGUUGAAGAUGGAAUGCUAGCUCUUCAAAAUGUUCUUUUUAGCUACAGAAACUCGCCUCAGAAAACAACUGGUAGGGCUCCGGCAGAAUUGUUUCUCGGUCGUAGACUACCAACAAUUUUUGACAAUAUGGAACCUAAUCUUAGGAAAAAGAUGGAGAUGAAGCUUUGA
Molecule: messenger RNA, 1098 nt
Organism: Macrosteles quadrilineatus (aster leafhopper)
Lineage: Eukaryota; Metazoa; Arthropoda; Insecta; Hemiptera; Cicadellidae
Exons: 1
Coding region: 1-1098 (365 amino acids)
Biological process (GO): DNA integration
Molecular function (GO): nucleic acid binding
Source: RefSeq, a predicted model, not a curated record